Messenger RNA from Topomyia yanbarensis, 3271 nucleotides. It is a transcript of the gene omd, whose product is annotated as integrator complex subunit 5. The transcript has 5 exons. Gene Ontology annotation, cellular component: integrator complex. The record is from RefSeq and is a predicted model, not a curated record. Gene Ontology annotation, biological process: snRNA 3'-end processing. The coding region runs from base 122 to 3148 and encodes 1008 amino acids. Lineage: Eukaryota; Metazoa; Arthropoda; Insecta; Diptera; Culicidae.
GAACAGGAGAAACGUCAAAUACACGUCAACACGAAACGGCCACCAGCCAGCUUCGCAUGUAAACAACGGUUACUUUUUCCCAAAUUUUCCUUAGUUUUUCCAAACCAAACGCUACUAAACCAUGAUCAAACAACCCGUGCUGGCCGAACUGCAGUACUUUGUCAGCAGCGUGUCGCUGCUGUACAAAGGAAUCCCACUGAAAGACCCGGCCGCGCUCGUAAAGUGCAGUCUGCAUCUGCUGGAUGAUCUUCCGUCGACGCGGGAUGCUGUGUUCGAGUACUUUUCGCUGGUGUUCAACAGUGCCGUGAAAGCUUAUCUGAUCAAUGUGGAGAAAAGUAACACCGAUGGGUUACAGGACGAUGACGCUAUUCAGGAGAUUCACGAAGCGCUCGAACGGCUCGUGACGAAUGGUCCACCGGCCUGGUCGCCGUUGAUAUCGUCGUGGUGCCUGAGGCUGCUGGGGGAGAUUUGCGACAAGAAUAGCCGUCGCCGUCCGUUAGACAUUCGAAUGUCCUGUAAUUUGUGGCUCGGCUGCAAUGCCAUCCGAUGCCUGAUGGGACUGACGGCAUUGUGCUUCAGCAAACUGGAUGAGUUUGAGGUGGAUGCUUGCAUUACCGGAUUGUUGAACACGUUUUCCCAGUAUUCGCCGUACUUUGAUUGGGUGGUGGCGCGACUCGGUGGCUGCUUUCCUUCGAAGGUCAUUUCGAAAAUGCUGUUCUGUGGUUUAAAGCGGUUCACCGGGGAGUAUGAUCAGGUCGACUCGGAGGUGGAAGUUUUAAGCUACUUGGCAGCGACCAACGAAGAGGAUCUGAAGCAGGCCUUGAAGGAGAUUGUCGUGCGGGAAACGAACAACAAAUUGACCGUGCCGUACUUGUUGCAUCUGUCGAAGAAUUCGGAGGUACUGGCGCAAUCGCUGGCGGUGGUGUUUUUGGACAACUAUACCGACGCCCAUCUGCACCUGAUCAAGGUCCAGUCGAAAUUUUGGCCCGCCAACUAUAGCACCAGCAACGUCAUCCAUAUCGUAAUUAAUCUGCUGUUGAAGGUGAAAAAGAAAUCCAUUCAGGUUCUACUAACGCUACCACGAAUAUCGGAAAAGUACCCCUGGUGCCAGGAGCUGUUGGAAAUGCUAUUCGUCGAACUGGAAACUAUCGUUCUGGAAAAACGCUCCUGCCCGCUGUUGGACGAUGCUGUUAAAGAUUCCUCCAAAGAGCUACUGUGGCAGUCGUGUCUCAGCGAUUGUACCUUGGCACAGCAAAGCGCCGUUCGUUUAAUUCUGCUAGCCAGUCACAAAUCGUCCUACUUCCUACAGCAAUCCAUCGCUAAGAUGUUGAUGGCUUCUUCCGGCGGCCCGACCAACCCCAGCAAACCGCAUCUGAAUGCGCUGGCCCGGCUACUCGGUGGACCACAUGGUUCUGCCGAAUAUCCCCGGAUGAAGCCGGCUUUCGAGAUAGCCCUUGGAAGGAUGAUGCUCAAUCCAACUGGUGGCAAGGGUGGCCGGGAGAAUUUCAACGUCCUUCGGAAUCUGGUGGAGAUUGUAAAACUGGAACGGGAUUCGUUCAAUGUGCAUCUGAAGAAAACCAACUGCGUGGCAGUGCUGCAGGAACUGCUCGGUAAAUUGCUUGCCAUUUGGGAGCUUCUGAUGAACCAGGAGAAGCACGCACUGGCGUCAUCGCAGCAGGUGCAGGAGGAGAUACGGCCUGCCGGGGUGGAGGUUAAGGUGGAAAACAAACGCAUUAAACGGGAGGGUGGUGAGACGGAACCAAUUGACAAUUACGACACAACGACCGUCUUCGACCAGAUUCACAUGAUCGCCAAGUUGAUCGAUUGUAUGGAGUUGCACGCAAAAGUAUACACUUUCGAUAUGGCUGAAACGCUCAAGUUGUCCCAGUUGACCGUUCGGUACUUUUUCCUGUGUCUGCAGCAGGCUCAUGUCGGUGGUAAUCUCAGCUCGGAAGAUGAUACCAAUUUGAACCGGUGUUAUCAAUUGCUGUCGAGGCAUUCCGCCACCAGAAAGGCAGCAAGAACUGCCGCACUGCGAGAUAUUUUGGAGGGAGCACUUUUUCUGUACGGAAAUCUGUUCGGAUCGCAAAUAGAGAGCGAUUCCGUUGAGUACAGCAAACCGGACGAGCUGUUGAUCAAGUUGAACCAGAAACAGGGACUUGCGAUGAACGCUUCUCGAUCGACAGUGUUGCACGCUGGUAUCAUCGGCUUAGGACCGAAACAACCGGUCAAAAUGGCAGAUGGGCCAGAGCUGGAGAUGCAAAAUCGACUGAUCAGUGCCAUCGUGGCGUGCUGUCAGGAUGCGGAACAUCAAAACACGAUCGACGGCUAUAGUUACGUGUCGCUGUUGCUGGUGGAAUUGGUGUCCCCGGACGUGAUGUACAAUGGGUUACCCUGGCCAGACGAAGAAUUCACCAAAGUGACGAUGGAACGAGAUCUGCAGAUCCGACGCAUGUUUCGCACCUGUCCAAUACUGUGGUCGAUCCUGGGACUGAUCGCAUGCUACCGACCGGCACUGUGUUACAGUUCCGUGCUACUGCGAGCACUGUGCGCUUCAGCUUUACACCAGUGGCGUUCAAAAUCGGCGGAAACGAUGAAUGGACAGAAGACGGAGCUAAUGUACGUGACCACUAAGUUACUAGAGCUGCUGGCGUUAGGGCAGCUGCUACCUCCCCCACUUAGCUAUUUACAUAUCGUUCUUCCCUAUCUGGAUGCGAACGAAAUCAUUUACGUGCUCAAGGAGUGCAUCUGGAACUACCUGAAAGAUCACGUCCCCUCGCCGGUGCUGUUCGUGUGCGACCCGACCGGUUUCCACUGGCGCGAUCCGGCAACAUCCCGACCUCCGCCACAAUACACCAAUCCGCUGCGGCACACGAUGCAGCGGAAGCUGGACGUACUGGGUCAUCUGUAUCAGCAGAUGUUUUUCGAGCCGGAACUACGAUAUCCGAGCGUGCCAUCUCAACCCGCGAUACCGAAUCCGAUCGCCAUGGUAAACGGGCUUGGUGGUAAUGGUAAUGGUGGUCCACUGCUGCAAGCGACCAACGGAAAUGGACUGCCUCUGGUGGCCGCCAAUGGGAACGGGCACCUGGCGGGGCUGAAUGCCGGCGGUGGUCCGGUGAUACUGGGGCCCGUUGUUACGAUAGAUUAAAACAGACAUACACACACACACACACACACUAGAUUGUAGAUAGAUGACUAAUGUUUCGCGGCAAAGUUUUACACAAUGGAAUUCUGGAGUAGAAUCACGUAAAUGAAUAAUUUUUUCGAAGAA